Scatophagus argus is the source of this 4742-nucleotide messenger RNA. It is a transcript of the gene phex, whose product is annotated as phosphate regulating endopeptidase homolog, X-linked. Gene Ontology annotation, biological process: protein processing. Bases 43 to 2280 code for a protein of 745 amino acids. NCBI's taxonomy places the organism in Eukaryota, Metazoa, Chordata, Actinopteri, Scatophagidae. Gene Ontology annotation, cellular component: plasma membrane. Gene Ontology annotation, molecular function: metalloendopeptidase activity. The record is from RefSeq and is a predicted model, not a curated record. The transcript is spliced from 22 exons.
GAGUCUUUUGAGAGUUUGUGUGUAAUAUAAGUGCAGUAAGUCAUGGAGCUGGAGCAUUUAGGUGGCAGUGGGGUUAAACCCGAGAGGGGCAACACGCGUCUCUACAGGAUAGCACUGGCCAUGUGUGUGUUUCUCUGUGCCGUUCUGCUGCUAGCACUCAUACUGGUCUCUCAAAAAUCUAGUCAGGAGGAGUUCUGUCUGAGCCCAGAAUGCAUUGAAGCAGCGGGAUCUAUUCUGAGUAAAAUGGAUCAGUCCAUAAACCCCUGUGAUGACUUCUAUACUUUCUCCUGUGGUGGGUGGUUAAAGGAGAACCCCAUCCCUGAAGAUUCGUCCUCGUUUGGCAUCUACCCCUGGUUACGGCAGCACGUAGACAUCCGACUCAAAGAGUUAUUAGAAGCUCCUUUGAACCCUGAUGAACUGGAGGCAGUGGCCAAGGCUAAGAUCCUCUACCGCUCGUGUAUGAAUGAGACUAUACUGGAGCAGUUGGACUCCAAACCAAUGCUGAAAACCCUCAAACAGCCUGAGUUUCGGUGGCCUGUUGUGGGGGAUGGACUCGGUGGGGAGUAUCAAUGGUCAACGGAUCAGUGGAGCCUCCUGAAGACUCUGGCAGAGAUUAGGAAUCAGCACAGUAAGAGCGUCCUGAUUCGCCUGUACGUCUCCCCCGAUGACAAAAACUCCUCGCACUACAUCAUCAAGCUCGAUCAGGCAUCUUUGUCUCUGCCCUCCAGGGAAGACUACAUCACCAACACUUCCUCCGCCCAGGCGUAUCGGGCUGCCUUGCUGAGUUUGAUGGUAGAUGUAGCCGUCAUGCUGGGCGCUCCAGAGAAGGCAGCGCUGAUCCAGAUGGAAAAGGCUCUCGCCUUUGAGACCAAACUGGCUCAUAUCCUGAUCCCCUAUGAAAACCGCACCAGUGAGAACAUGUAUAACAGAUACACACUCUCUCGCCUGCAACGCUCCAUACCACAGUUUGAAUGGCUGGGUUUUGUAAAACGUGUGGUGGAGUCUAAAGACGAUCCAACUCGGUCCAUCUCCUCCUCUGAACCCGUCAUUGUUCGAGCUCCGCAGUACUUCAAGGAACUUUUCAAACUCAUUAACAACACAGAUCCCAGGACUGUGGCUAACUACGUACAGUGGAGGACUGUUUUUUCCAGGAUCACCACUCUGAGCCGACGUUUCCUUUACAGAUACCUGGACUAUGCUCGGGUAACCACAGGAACCACCUCUCUGACCCCGCGCUGGGAUAAGUGUGUUAACUAUGUCGAGAACUCGCUUGUUUAUGCCACUGGGCGCCUCUUUGUCAACACACACUUCCAGGAGGACAAGAAACACAUGAUGGAGGAGCUGAUUGAGGGCGUUCGCUGGGCGUUCAUCGACAUGCUGAAGAAGGAGAACGACUGGAUGGAUGAACCAACGAAGAAGAGGGCCAUAGAGAAGGCUCAUGCAGUCCUGGCUAAGGUUGGCUACCCUGAGUUUAUUCUGAACGACACCUACCUCAAUGAAGAUUUAAAGCAGCUAGAGUAUAGUGAAAAGGACUACUAUGGGAAUGUGAUGCAGACGUUGAAGUUCAUCGCCCAGUCUGAUAUCGCCUGGCUCCGGAAGAGCGUCCCACGUACAGAGUGGUUUACUAACCCAACAACCGUGAACGCCUUCUACAGUUCCUCCACAAAUCAAAUUAGAUUCCCUGCUGGAGAGCUUCAAAAGCCUUUCUUUUGGGGACGAGAGUAUCCAAGAUCUUUAAGUUAUGGUGCCAUCGGGGUGAUAGUAGGACAUGAGCUAACACACGGCUUUGACAAUAACGGUCGCAAAUACGAUAGUAAUGGCAACCUUGACCAGUGGUGGAGUAACUCAUCUGUAACAGCCUUCAAUGAGAAGACCCAAUGUGUGAUUGAGCAGUAUAAUAACUACUACUGGGAGGAGGCAGGCUUAAAUGUGCGUGGCAAGAGGACUCUGGCUGAAAACAUAGCAGACAAUGGAGGAAUAAGAGAGGCUUUUAGGGCGUACAGGCGGUGGGUAGAUGAGAGCAGAGGCGGCGUGGAGGAGCAGAGGCUGCCUGGAGUUGGACUGAACAACAACCAGCUUUUCUUCCUGAGCUAUGCACAUGUGAGAUGUAACUCAUAUAGACCAGAAGCAGCCAGGGACCAGAUCCAGAGUGGAGCUCACAGUCCACCAAAAUACAGAGUUAUCGGAGCGAUGAGUAACUAUGAAGAGUUUCGGAAAGUGUUCAACUGUCCGGAGUCGUCAGUGAUGAACCGAGGUGCACAGUCCUGUCGGGUGUGGUGAACUUUGACCUCAGCCUGACUCUGAACCUGUCCAGAGCUGUCAGCAGGACAUUUGUUGAAAAGGUUGAUAAAACUGGACUUAGUUCAUCUUGUGGACGUGGGAGCAACGAGUGAAAAUGAAACAGCGUUGUUCUCACAGGAAAAAAAAAAAAAAAACGUAACGUAGAAACAUGUCAGGAUUAGAGCCAUUUCGGCCUUUUAUAUUAUUACUGCAACAAAUCAGAUUUUUUUUUGCAAAUACUUUUAUUGCAGUUACUGCAUAAAUUAUGACUCCUUGGUAAGGAUUGUAAUUUAUAAGACAGAAAUGUUGGGAAAAAGUAUAUAAAAUACAUAUAUGGUACAAUGAAUAGAUUUCUUUUUUAUUUCAAAUCAACAUUAUUACUGCAAAUGUAAUAGUAACUGUCAGGUCAGUGUCUGUAUUUAUUAGUUAAUAACCUUGUUGAUGAAUUCCCCAGCACCCUAAAUCAAAAAGUUAACUCAACUCGAGUCAGAUUUUUAGAGUCUAAUUUUAUCCCAUGUUAAGUCUUAAAACCUGAUAUAUCCUUGCUGUUUUUCUUUUUUUUUUAAGAGAUAAUUGUGAAAGUUCAUAUCAUAAUUUUAAAAUCGAGAGCAACUCAACAAGGAAUAUAUAUCAACCUGCUGGCAUAUUUUUGAACACUUGAUAUGGUUAACCUCCUGAAGACUGAGUUUGUUUUGUAUUGUGUGUAUUGUACGUGGGCUCUCCUUUGAUGAGUUCUUUCUUGGUUUCUGUCCCACUUUGUUUCAGUCUUGCUCAUGUGUUAGACAUUUAUAUUCAUUCUCCUGCAGUUCAGCCUGAGGCAAAUGAACCCACAGAAUUACAAGCACUCAGACUACAAGAUGUACUCUCUCCAUUUGUUGUUCUUUGUGCUGAACUGCACUGCUGAGGUGCAAUCACACACCAGCUUGUUUGGAGUAUUUGAUUUUGUAUCGGAAUAAGAGUAUUUUAAACAGCAGGUGUCACAUCUCAGUCAAAAAAAUGUGAAGGAUGUAUCUUCUUAAGUAUUGCUUAUCAAGAGUGAUCAUUAAAACAUAACACUGUUUCCUGAGCCCAGUGCUCAGGAUUUGCUUCGUAGAUUAAAAUGAUUGCAAGCAGAAAACUUUAUUUCACUCUUUCUUGUUUUUAUAUGUAUCUUCCUUUUGAAGGACUCUCAUAGUUGAAGUUAACUGAUUCCUCUCAUGGCUUUACUUGUCCUUAUGAAUGGCUGUGCCAGCUCUUCAUAAGGUGGAAUUAAGCCUAGACAUAAGAUUUUACUGAGUCUUCGAGAUAUUGGUAAUUCAUCAAAACAUUUUAUGCAUUAUGGCUACACGUGUUAGAUUAUCUUCCUUCACUACUGAGUGAAGGUCCAUAUUACCAAAUUAAAGUUAUUUUACUAAUUAAAACCAAGUAAGACAGUUACAUAGCUAACUGAAUUGAUUGAGUGAAGAGGUAACGUGGUAUGCUUGACAAAUCUGACCUGACACUUGUUGAAAGGCUAUAAUGAUGUUAAACUGAGGAGAUUUUUAAAUCACAUUUCACAUAGAUCACUACCUCAGGUUAUGAAACAUGACACCAGUAAUGUUAGACUGAAUUACUAAAAUAAGGUCUGGUUUUGUAAUUCGUUUUGUAACCAUAUAUGAUUAAAACAAUCAUAACUUAAUCUACAACUGAUUAAUAGCUGGCUUUAAAAUAUUAUUUUAAAGCAAGCCCAACCCCUAAAACUAUUUGUUUUAGAAGGUUUGUUAUAGCUUGUGAUGCUGCUCUUGAUUGGCCACACACCAGAUGUUUCCUAGCAACUGUUUUACACACUAAGUCUUUAUUCGCUAAUGGAUUGCUCUAGUUAUGAUGGCGCAUCCUGAUUUAGUAAAUCACAAUUUUGGAACUUAGCUGGUUGUUACAAGAACUAAGGAAGUCUUUUGCACAAACUUAGUAAUGGAGCUCCAGACAAAUGGUACAACACACUCCUCCAGGAUACGGUAGUACUCAGAGAAAAAGUAGUACACCAAAUCUGUCCGAGAUUUUUUUCAUUUACUAGAAAUCUGGUUGCAACUAAUGGCUUUUUUCAUUUUUAAUUGUAUGUGAUUGUCUAUUAGCUAUCUGUACAAUAAUCUUCAGAAUUUCCCGUUGCCCAUUGUCUUCAAAUCUCUUGAUUCCUCAUUUAUCAAGUUGUGGAUGUUUUAUUUUUUGUUUCAGCCCUACAAAAUAGCAUCACUUUGAUUACCCAGUAAGGUUUAUUUUGAAAUGCUGGAGCAUCCACACCUCCACAGAGGAAAUUAUGAAACUGAAACCACUGUAUGUGUCAAAACUGAGGUUCUUUAUUUACGUUAUACUAUGAGCAAAUCUCUUUCACAAUGUAUAUAUUUCUAACCUAAUAUUUGUUUCUGUAUGCUGUGUUUGUUGUUUUGGUUGAGCCUUUUCUGUCAUGUGCUAAUAAAAGUCUGAGAGAGUCUGCUCCUCCUUCACCU